Molecule: messenger RNA, 3894 nt
Organism: Carica papaya (papaya)
Lineage: Eukaryota; Viridiplantae; Streptophyta; Magnoliopsida; Brassicales; Caricaceae
Source: RefSeq, a predicted model, not a curated record
UUCGUCUUCACGUCUCUUUUUUAAAAUUCUUAGAGAUGGAGACCGAAAAAAAAAAAAGUCUGCAAAUUCCCUUCUGAAUCAAGGAUUAAUUAUACUCCAAUUUUACCAACAAUAAAAAUUCAGUGAAUUUCCUCUUUCGUCCACGCAAGCGGCACUUCGCUUCUUUUCUUCCUUUUUGGUCUCUCUUUUCUCUGCAAGCAAUAGUUUUCCAGUUUCCUUCUUUCUCUUAUUUACCUUCGUACCAUCUACUUCUUUCCUAUUCGUUUCAUUGCAUUUUUUUUUUCUUGCGCAAUCUUAACUGGGUAGGAGUAAAUUUCACUGAUUAUUACUGCUUUUUUCCCCUUGCUUUUCACAGCUCUUCUUUGGUGGGUCGCAGGUAAGUUCGUGUUUUUUGCAUCUAUACUAUCUAAUUAUUCAUUUUGAAUCUUAUUUGUUUAAUUCGCUUAUCGGUUUCUUUCUCUAAAUCUUUUUCGUUUUAAUUUCUUCUGUUGUUGGGAUUGGGUUUGAAAAAUAUGCUGCGUUUAUGAUUAAUAUAGCAUCUGAGUUUGACUUGUAAUUUAACACAGAAGCUUUGUUUUAAUCAUAGUUAUCGCCAUGAGCUUGUAAGAGUUCAUGUUGGAGAUAAAAGCUGCUGUUUUGCGUCUUAUUCUUAUAUGAUCAUAAGGAAGUCCUAUGUUUAAGUUUGGGGUUUUACUUUUUGAAGCAUACACUGAGUUGAAUCAGGAUAGAUUAUUUUCUUCCUUUUUUUUUUAUUCUUUUUUGCUUCUUUUGGGCUUAUCCUUUGUGAUAAUCAAUUGGUGUUGCCUUUUGCCCCUCCCUCAAAUAGUUUUAACGAAUAUGGUGAUUUAUGGAUUUUUCUAAGUCCUUUUUACACAGAGACUCUGAUUGCUUUGGAGGUUCUGCGAUACCGAGGAAUUACUUAUUCUGGAGCUGUUGCAUUGCAGUUCAUGCCUCACUGAACCUUGCUGUAACCAUUUACGCGGUUUGUGGAAUGGACUGGCUGUUUUGGCCGACUGCCUGUAUUUGUGAAUAAUGUUCAGGGGGCAAAAGGCUGCAAAUGCUCUUAGUAUUUUCAAAUGGGGAAAUAGUGGUGAAUCAUCGUUAACAACACGCUUGGUUCAAGAUGUGUUUCCUGAGAUCGAGUUGUCUGAAUAUGGUAGGCUACCAAGUCCUGGAAGCGAGAGCCCUUCUGGACUUCUUAAUGGAGAGAGCUUGAAUGUGGAACCAAUUGCGGACUUGGACCUGUUCUUUGAAAGACUUUACAGCUACUACUGUGAGAAAGGCCUUUGGUGCAUUAUUAUAAAGUGGAUUGUUGAGCUUCUUAGUCUUGGAUUCACCAUAUGUUUUUCAGGAUUCUUCUUGUUAUAUGUUGAUUGGAAUGGUCUUCGUAAUGCAAAAUGUGGUAUGGAUGCGGUUGAGUCUGGAAUUAAACCAUGUGAUCUUGCUAAGGAAGCACUUCACCGGCACCCAUUAGUCCCUUUUACACUUUCAAAGGCCAUCAUUGUAGGAUAUCUCGGGCUAUUCUCAAUAUACUGGAUCUUUUGUUUCCUCAGGUUUUUUGCCCAGUUAAAAGAUACUCUUGCGAUCCGGCACUUCUAUCACACCAGUCUCCAUGUUACUGACAAUGAAAUCCAAACCAUGCCAUGGGCGACAAUUCUUGAAAAGGUUGUUCAGCUACAAAGUUCACAACAGCUUUGUGUUGUUAAGGAUCUUACCGCCCAUGAUGUGGUGAUGCGACUAAUGCGGAAGGAGAACUACUUGAUUGGACUGCUUAACAAAGGAGUGCUUGCUUUUCCAAUCUCUCAGUGGGUCCCAGGUGCUGGUCCAAUAGUUAAGUCUGGGCCAAAUGGAGCUCAUCGCCUAAUGCUGACAAAGACCCUUGAAUGGACCUUAAAUUGGUGCAUACUGCAUAGCAUGUUUGAUCGGAAUUUUUGUGUUAGAAGGGACUUUAUUUCUAAUCCGAAAACAUUAAGAAAAAGGCUUAUGGUAGUCGGGCUUGCCAUGCUUCUUCUGUCGCCAUUUCUUGUUAUAUUCAUGUUAGUAUAUCUGUUCUUAAGGCAUGCUGAACAGUUCUACAAUCAUCCAAGCACAGCAUCUUCUCGAAGAUGGUCAAAUUUGUCAAAGUGGAUUUUCAGGGAAUUUAAUGAGGUCGACCAUCUAUUCAAGCACCGGAUUAACAGCAGUGUAGUGCAUGCUUCUGAAUAUCUAAAGCAAUUCCCUUCACCAAUCAUUUCUAUCAUCGCAAAGUUCAUCUCUUUUGUCUCUGGUGGCUUUGCAGCAAUUUUGAUCAUCAUUGCUUUUCUGGAGGAAUCUCUACUAGAGGGCCAUAUAUUUGGCCGCAAUUUGUUUUGGUAUGCUGCUGUUUUUGGAACUAUAACGGCUAUUAGUAGAGCUGCUAUUACAGAUGAGCUUCUGGUCCUUGAUCCAGAGGGAGCAAUGUCUAUGGUGGUCCAACAAACACAUUAUAUGCCAAAGAGGUGGCGCAGUAAAGAAAAUACCGAGACUGUUCGUGUCGAGUUUGAAACCCUAUUCCAGUAUACAGGAAUGAUGCUACUUGAGGAGAUGGCGUCAAUUUUCCUUACGCCAAUUUUGCUUAUAUUUGUUGUUCCAGAGCGGGUGGAUGACAUUCUAAAAUUCAUUGCUGAUUUCACAGUGGAUGUUGAAGGUGUUGGUCAUGUUUGCAGUUUUAGCAUCUUCGACUUUCAGCACCAUGGCAAUAGCAAUUAUGGCUCACCACACAAUGUACCUCGUAGUCAGAGAAGCUCUCAGGGGAAAAUGGAGAAAUCAUUUUUGAGUUUCCAGAGUAGCUAUCCUUCUUGGGAGCCAAAUCCGGAGGGAAAGCAGUUCCUGUUGAAUCUUAGAACUUUCAGAGAACAAAAGCUGCAGGAGCAAUAUGCUAGAUAUGGAUAUUCUGCUGCUAGGAUGUGGCGAGGUGGCGCAAAUCUGAGAGGCCAUGUUGAUAGAAACAGCAUUUUAUCAAGGGAGAUUCCAUUGAAUCCUCCUGUAACUGGCCAUCAUUCGGAUUCGUUAUGGCUAAUUGAUGCAGAUCAAAAGAGUCAUCCUUAUCUUCUUGACUGGUACUAUAUGUCUCGGCCUGAACAGGUAAGCAGAACUGCAAGAAUCAGUCAGGUAAGAUUAUCUGAAGCAACUGAACAAUAUCCAGGAGAUUUUUGGAUGCAACCAAAAGCAACGAAAAAUGAUGCGAGGAACAAUGACUACUGGGAAAACCAGUACGAGGAUCGGUGGCAGUCGCAUCUGGAGGCAUCAACAUCAGCUCCUUUCUUCCGUGAGAGUGUUCUACAGCAUCAUGAAGCAAGCAAUGUUGGACAACACACUAGAAGCCAUUGGUGGGCUAGAAGCAGCCCUCGUGGUGCACAGACGGAAAGUUUUCUGGAGCCUCCUGAUUUCAACCGCUACAUUCCAGACAACUAUCAUGAUAAUUUCUUUGAAAGAAGUGAAGAGCAAGAUCAGUUCUUGGAUUGGAGGAGUCCACAGCGGUUAUCCCAGACUGCUUACACGGAUGACCUUGAAGUGAGAGGAGGGGAUGUUAGUCUCCAUUUCGAUGAUAUUUACAGCAGACCUCCUGAAAGUCCCAUUCUCGAAAUAAAACCUCCAACCUUCUAGUGAUUAAAUAACACUUAGUUUGUUGAGAAUAACUUUUGAUUUCAGAUGGAUGGAAUGCGAACGAGUUUCCAUGGCCAGGCUGCAAUUCAUGCUGCGUACAAGGGAAACUCUGUAUUCUUUUCUGUAUAUAGAUUCAUUAUGCCUCCACUUGAUUUACAAGGUGAUAUGGCUUGAAUUUUAGAGUCCCUGUAAACCUUGUGGAAAUGUAUAAACGAUUGUUACUGGCAAUUGAUCACUUCUGAUCUCAUUGAUUCCACUUAUUUGUUUGUA